Messenger RNA from Didymodactylos carnosus, 1839 nucleotides. The record is from the annotation of a GenBank genome assembly. NCBI's taxonomy places the organism in Eukaryota, Metazoa, Rotifera, Eurotatoria, Philodinida, Philodinidae.
AUGUCAACAGCAACAAUGAAUUUUCAUCAAUUUCCAUUAUGGCCUACGUCCACAUCCAGCUUACAAUCUACAACAAAACCAUCUGAUUUUACUGUUUCAUCACUAUUGGGUGAAAACAGUUCAAAUCCAUACGUAAACCUUUUUAAAUUUCCAUUGACUUCAAUGCGUCAACCACCUGGUCCACCUCUACCGCCACAACCCCCAUCGUUUCGACUUGGAACAGUCCAAGAUGAUGGUGUUCAAGAUGAUCCAAAAGUUGAAUUAGACGGAAAACAAUUAUGGGAUCAAUUUCAUCAACAUGGAACAGAAAUGGUUAUUACAAAAUCAGGAAGACGAAUGUUUCCCGCUUAUAAAGUGAAAGCAUCUGGUCUCGAUAAACGUGCUAAAUAUAUCUUGUUAAUGGAUGUAGUAGCUGCUGAUGAUUGCCGUUAUAAAUUUCAUAAUUCACGUUGGAUGAUUGCUGGUAAAGCUGAUCCUGAAAUGCCAAAACGAAUGUAUAUUCAUCCGGAUUCACCAGCAACUGGUGAACAAUGGAUGUCAAAAAUUAUAUCAUUUCAUAAACUUAAAUUAACCAAUAAUAUAUCAGAUAAACAUGGCUUUACUAUUUUGAAUUCAAUGCACAAAUAUCAACCUCGUUUUCAUAUAGCAAGAACGGAUACACUAGUAGAUCUCGCCUGGUGUCCGUUUAAAACAUUUUUAUUUAAUGAAACAGAAUUUAUUGCAGUCACAGCAUAUCAGAAUGAAAAGAUUACACAGUUGAAAAUUGAUCAUAAUCCAUUUGCUAAAGGCUUUCGUGAUAAUGGUCAAGGAAAACGUGAAAAAAAACGAAUGACAUUAAAUGGUAGUUUAAAUGAUGGUUCUGAUCCGCCACAAUCGUUUAUGGAUGAUUCUGAAGAUGAAGAUGUAUGUGUAGAUGAAACAGAAAAUCAAGUGGUUGUUGAUGAUCAAGUUUUAUUACAACAUCAUCAUCAUCAAAAUAAACAUGUUCCAUCUCCGUAUCAUCAUUCAGUUCAUUCAGCUUUAAUUCUUCGGCAUCAACAACAAUUACGUCAUGCCUACGGAUUACAUCAACAUAUACUUUUACGAACAAAUUACGAAAAUCAAUUACUAAAUAAUCAUCAGCAAAUGAGAAUGAGUAAAAAACGUUUACAUAGUAAUGAUGAUGACGAAGAUAUAACAACAACAACAAUAACAACAAAUAACACAAAUGAAAAACUAACAAAACGAAUUAAACAGGAACGAUUAAGUAAUGAUGGUAGUCAAGAUGAAUGUAAACUAAAAAGUCCAAAUAAAAUAUCCCCCAAUGAACUUCACCAUGAACAAAUAGCACUAAAAGUAUCGUCAAACAGUGAAAAACCAUCAGCUUCUAAAUCAUCAUUUCGAAUUGAUGAUGUUGUAAAACCAGAUGUACUUUUAACCAAUGGUCGUACAAAUGAGCAAACAUUACCAUCCGGUAUUGGUUCAAAUUUAUAUUGGUAUCUCUACGGUGGUUUGAGUCCACCUGAAUGUCAAGCAUGGUAUGAAACAUUAUUGAUGAAACAAGAACAUCCGUUUGAUCAGCGUCAUCAAUCACAUCCAUUACUAUUACCAAGGCAUCAACGACAACCGUCAACUACAGCAAUUUCUAGCGGACUCAUUAUUCCUCAAGCACAACAUCCAUUUUCAAAAUUAUUCAAUCGUCCACCAUUGUUACCUAUACCACGAAUGGCAUUGGCUGCUGCUGCUACUACAGCAACUACUUCUUUUCCUCCAGUUACAGAUGAACUAAAAUCAUCCAUUUCUUCUUGUUCGUCGCCACCAUCCUCAUCAGAUCGUUCAUCGGACACAGAAAGUAAAUAA